Molecule: messenger RNA, 1992 nt
Organism: Phytophthora nicotianae INRA-310
Lineage: Eukaryota; Oomycota; Peronosporomycetes; Peronosporales; Peronosporaceae
Exons: 1
Coding region: 1-1992 (663 amino acids)
Molecular function (GO): ubiquitin-protein transferase activity
Source: RefSeq, a predicted model, not a curated record
AUGACGGCAGGGCUGGCGGUGCUUGUAGCGCUGAGCGUGCUGCUCUUCGUGGGUGCCAUCGUCAUGCUGCUUUUCUUCUGUCGGCGUAUCCAGGUCCAGCGCGAGCGCGAGUCGCUUGUGUUCAUUCAGGAGCCGGCCGACGUUUAUCGAGAAGAGCUCAACGAUAGUUUCAUGGAACAGGCUCUGUGGCGCUGCGGCGUAUGCAAAUUCCUCAACCACCCAGAACGCAAACUUUGCGACUUGUGUCAGACAUUAAGAGGCGCAGAGCGAGACGUAGCUGGCAACAAGAAGCACUCUCGCAGUAGCUUUUCAAGAGGAAGUUUAAGCUCCAGCUCAGCGCAGAGAAUGGGUCGGAUCGGCGAGACGGAGGCCUUUUCAUCUGCACAGGCCGAUGACGCCAUUGGCGGGUCGUUCGGACGACCGAGCUUUGAGUUCUCGAGAAAGCCAAAGUCUUCGAGUAAAUUGAGCAAAUUACAAUUAGCUGCUAGUCGAAGACAGCAGUGGAAAAGGAUGCCGACCACGGAUGGCUUGCAUCGGUGGGUGAGGCAGCAGUCUAGAAGACAGUCGAGAGCAGGCCAACGGGACUCGAUGGAGAGUGAUCCAGGUGGAAGGAUGUCACUGAACAGGUACUUGGACGCUACGGAAAGAGACAGCAACCUGUCAAUUGGAUACAUUCGAGUAAGAGAUUCACUUGGACGGUUGGUGCUGAACGAGAGCGACGUGGUGGCGACAGAUUUCCACUACCGGAUUAAUAUUUUAGACGGUACAGGCAGCUCCGAGCUGAUUAUGAACCUCGAGGGGGUACACAACUUGCCCUUCCCCGAUAAAAUCCGCUGGUUUUCGACAGAGAUCCAUCGACUGUGGCUUCCCUGGGAAUCAGGCCACGCAGAGUUGGUGGUGCGAAGGGAUCAUUUAUUGCAGGACUCGUUCGAACUUGUGGCAGCUAUGAAGCCGUAUCAGUUAAGACAGAGGUGGCGUGUGGUGUUUGACGGGGAACCGGCGCUGGAUGCAGGCGGAGUCAUGCGUGAGUGGUUCACACUGCUUUUUGCUGAGUUGUUCGACCCAUCUUUCGGGCUAUUUGUGAGUACAGUGGGCGAUGAGAGAAGCUACUGGAUCAACGCCAGCUCCGACUUACUGCUUGGUGAAGAGGACCAUUUGGCUUACUUCGAAUUUGCAGGACGGCUUGUGGGCAAGGCGAUUCUGGAAGAACACUUGAUGCCAGUUCAUCUUGCACUGCCAUUCCUCAAACAUAUUCUAGGCGUCCCGAUCUCUUUCUCGGAUUUACAAUUUCUGGAUGACGAAAUUUACAAUAGCGCGCUAAUGGUGAAAAAGAUCGACGAUAUCGAGCCGCUAUGUCUGGAUUUUACAGCUACUCGCGUUGUAGAUGGCAAGCCAGAGAUCGUGGAGCUUGUCGAAGGAGGUGCCAACAUUGAUGUCACGCGAGAGAAUCGCUCGCGGUACUUAGAUGCUUUGUUCAAGUAUCACGUUCUAGGCAGUGUCAGCGAUCAGUUGCUGUCAUUCCUCACUGCGUUGUAUGACGUAGUGCCCGAGGGAUUGCUCAAACUAUUCGACUACCAAGAACUCGAGCUGCUUAUGUGCGGCGUGCCGUCUAUUGAUGUGGAGGACUGGAAAAAGCACACCGAUUUCAAGUUUUUUACCCAUAAUUUCCCAACGGAACUGGAGCUUAACAACAUCGAGUGGUUCUGGGAAGUUGUGGAGGAUAUGAGGAACGAGGACCGUGUGCGCUUGCUGCAGUUCGCGACGGGCACUAGUCGAGUCCCGGCGCAGGGUUUCAAGGGGUUGAUCAGCAGCGACGGUCGUGUACGGCGCUUCAAUGUUGCCUUCGCCGGUGCGAACCAGUCGUUCCUAUUCCCGAAGGCACACACGUGCUUUAAUCGUCUGGAUCUGCCAAUUUACAACUCGAAGGAGGUUCUAGCAGAGUACGUCAACCUGAUUGUGCAGAUGGACAUCACUGGCUUCACCAUUGAGUAA